Messenger RNA from Zophobas morio, 858 nucleotides. RefSeq names its product peptidyl-prolyl cis-trans isomerase B. Lineage: Eukaryota; Metazoa; Arthropoda; Insecta; Coleoptera; Tenebrionidae. The transcript has 3 exons. The record is from RefSeq and is a predicted model, not a curated record. Gene Ontology annotation, biological process: protein folding; protein peptidyl-prolyl isomerization. Gene Ontology annotation, molecular function: peptidyl-prolyl cis-trans isomerase activity. Bases 179 to 808 code for a protein of 209 amino acids.
CGGGGGCUGCCAAAAACCUAACCUCAAACUCGACGUGUCAUUGACAUCAUCUUCCCGAUCUAUCACGAUUUUCGUGGCCUCUUCCCAUUCGUCUAACAAGUGAGAGGUGUUUGCCUGUGUUGUUACGAAGGUUGUUAACUUUCUGACAUUUCGAGCCGACUCUUUGUUCAGUCGAGACAUGGGGUACAAAGCGCUCAUCUUCUGUGUUUUCCUGGCGCUGUGCGCUUUCGCCAGCUGCGACGACGACAAGUCAAAAAAGGGCCCCCGAGUCACCGACAAGGUUUGGUUCGACAUCACGAUCGGCGAUGAGGCCGUAGGGCGCAUCGAGAUCGGCUUGUUCGGCAAGACCGUCCCCAAGACGGCGCAGAACUUCAAGGAGUUGGCGCAGAAGCCCGUCGGGGAGGGCUACAAAGGCAGCAAAUUCCACCGGGUGAUCAAAGACUUCAUGAUCCAAGGGGGCGACUUCACUAAAGGAGACGGAACUGGCGGUCGCAGCAUUUACGGCGAGCGCUUUGAAGAUGAAAACUUCAAGCUGAAGCACUAUGGAGCCGGAUGGUUGUCUAUGGCCAACGCCGGGAAAGACACCAACGGGUCGCAGUUCUUCAUCACCACGAAGAAGACGUCGUGGUUGGAUGGCCGGCACGUCGUGUUCGGAAAAAUUCUCAAGGGCAUGGAUAUUGUGAGGAAGAUUGAAAACACGAAAACAGAUAACAGAGAUAAGCCCGCCAAGGACGUGGUGAUUGCGGAUUCGGGGGCAGAGACCGUCGAGGAGCCGUUUGCUGUAGCGAGGGAAGACGCCAGUGAAUAGAUUGUUGAAUUAACAGUUUUUUUACAUAGAUAAUAAAGAUUUUUCUACGA